Molecule: messenger RNA, 2727 nt
Organism: Vidua chalybeata
Lineage: Eukaryota; Metazoa; Chordata; Aves; Passeriformes; Viduidae
Gene: DPYSL3
Product: dihydropyrimidinase like 3
Exons: 14
Coding region: 260-2623 (787 amino acids)
Biological process (GO): actin crosslink formation
Cellular component (GO): cytoplasm; cytosol
Molecular function (GO): hydrolase activity, acting on carbon-nitrogen (but not peptide) bonds, in cyclic amides
Source: RefSeq, a predicted model, not a curated record
CCAUUAGCAUUUGUAAUACCCAGUCUUGGCUGUCUUUCUGCCCUUCGGGCCUCCAGUACUUUUGAAAUGAAGUCGCAAUGGAGCUCUCAAAGCAACACCUUAAACCAGCCAACACACGGAGCUUGUUUGUGCGGCCAGUCAGGAACACCCGCGGUCGCGUUUGGGAGCAGAGAAGCCUUUGUGCAGGCGACAUUGCUCAUGUCUGGCUGUAGCGUCCACCUAACCGCAGUGCAUCCGCAGGGACCACGGCCCAAGCGGAAUGAGGUACGGCCCCGGGCCCGUGAGCAAACGCUGGUUUGUGGGCUGCACCACGUACCGGCGGGGGAGAACUGACACGCGGCUGUCGGGGCUGCUGCCGGCGCGUCCGGGCACGGCCCAUCUGCCGAGCGCCCGGCAUGGUCAGCAGCGAGGCGCCCGCGUGUGUCCGCUCCGUUCUCACGGCUGGAGCGUGCCAAGAAGGCGGCCGGUGGCAGUUCCCCGCACAACAACGGCCAGCCCGGAGGCCACCGGGGCAGCCGAGCUCAGGUCCGACCGAGCGCCACCCACCCAGGUCCCACCGCCCCUCAGCCUCACGUCGGGUCCGCCCCGCCCUGCGGCCCAGGCCCGCCCCAUCCCGCCCCGGCCGUCCCGUCCUGGCGGCGCGGCGGGGAUGGCGGCGGACGGGCGGCACGAAGACGAGGAGCUGCCGGUGUACCUGGCGCGGCCCGGCACGGCGGCGGUGCCUCGUCAAAAGCGCGGGGGCCUCUUCUGCAACGUCGAGGGCGCCUUCGAGAGCAAGACCCUCGACUUUGGGGCACUGCGCGUUGGGCAGCGCCGCGCCCCGCCGCCCGCCCGCCCCGGCCCCGACCCUCCGCCCGGCGCGGCCCCCGGCCCCGGUCCGGCCGCUGGCGACCUCCGCGCCACGUCCGGCGAAGAGCAGCUCCAGGGCGCAGCCCCCGCAGCCGACACGAGUGAUCGUCUCCUUAUUAAAGGAGGGCGAAUAGUCAAUGAUGACCAGUCAUUCUAUGCUGACAUUUACAUGGAGGAUGGCCUCAUAAAGCAGAUCGGAGACAACCUGAUUGUUCCUGGAGGGGUCAAAACCAUAGAAGCCAAUGGGAAGAUGGUGAUCCCUGGAGGAAUUGAUGUCCACACUCGCCUGCAGAUGCCAUACAAGGGAAUGACCUCUGUGGAUGACUUCUUUCAAGGAACAAAAGCAGCUCUGGCCGGUGGAACCACCAUGAUUAUGGAUCACGUGGUGCCAGAGCCGGAGUCCAGCCUGGCCGAGGCGCUGGAGCGGUGGCGGGAGUGGGCUGAUGGCAAGGCCUGCUGUGACUAUGCCUUGCAUGUGGACAUCCCACGCUGGAGCGACCACGUCAGGCAGGAGCUGCACGCCAUGGUCCAGGAGAAAGGUGUUAACUCCUUCAUGGUGUAUAUGGCCUACAAGGAUUUGUACCAGAUGUCCAACACUGAGCUGUAUGAGAUUUUCAGCUGCCUGGCAGAGUUGGGCGCCGUAGCUCAAGUUCAUGCAGAAAAUGGGGAUAUAAUUGCACAGGAACAAGCCAGGAUGUUGGAGAUGGGAAUAACAGGCCCUGAAGGUCACGUGCUGAGCAGACCUGAGGAGCUGGAAGCAGAAGCUGUCUUCCGGGCCAUCACUAUUGCCAGCCAGACCAACUGUCCUCUCUACGUGACUAAAGUGAUGAGCAAAAGUGCUGCUGACCUCAUCUCACAAGCCCGAAAAAAAGGCAUUGUGGUGUUUGGUGAGCCCAUCACAGCCAGUCUGGGGACUGAUGGAACACACUACUGGAGCAAGAACUGGGCGAAGGCUGCGGCAUUUGUGGUCUCUCCACCACUGAGCCCAGACCCAACCACUCCUGACUACCUUAACUCCCUCCUGGCCAGUGGCGAUCUGCAGGUGUCGGGAAGUGCUCACUGUACCUUCAGCACUGCACAGAAGGCCAUUGGAAAAGACAACUUCACGGCAAUCCCAGAAGGAACCAAUGGCAUAGAGGAACGAAUGUCUGUCAUCUGGGACAAGGCAGUGGCCACUGGAAAGAUGGAUGAAAACCAGUUUGUGGCUGUGACAAGCACUAAUGCUGCCAAAAUCUUCAACCUGUAUCCACGAAAAGGGAGAAUAGCAGUGGGAUCGGACAGCGAUCUGGUUAUAUGGGAUCCUGAUGCUGUAAAAAUCAUCACAGCAAAAACACAUCAGUCUGUGGCUGAAUACAACAUCUUUGAGGGGAUGGAGCUCCGUGGGGCCCCACUGGUUGUCAUAUGCCAGGGGAAGAUCAUGCUGGAGGAUGGCAACCUGCAUGUGACCCAGGGGACUGGACGAUUCCUGCCCAGCAGCCCUUUCCCUGACUACGUCUACAAGCGCAUCAAAGCCAGGAGGAAGAUGGCAGAGGUGCAUGCUGUGCCCCGGGGCUUGUAUGACGGACCUGUGUUUGACCUGACCACCACCCCCAAGGGGGGCACCCCUGCGGGGUCAACUAGGGAGUCCCCCACACGUCAGACACCACCUGUCAGGAAUCUCCAUCAGUCUGGAUUCAGCCUGUCAGGUACCCAGGUUGAUGAAGGCAUGCGCUCAGCAAGCAAGCGCAUUGUCGCACCCCCGGGAGGCCGCUCCAACAUCACCUCCCUGAGCUAAAUGUCCCAGCUGAGGAGGAAACAAAAUCCCUGUUCAAGCAAAGGAAGAAAAAUGGUACAUUGGUGUUGAAGAAUGAAAAGAAAUAAACCUGUUCUGAAGAAUCA